Messenger RNA from Clupea harengus (Atlantic herring), 3641 nucleotides. RefSeq names its product solute carrier organic anion transporter family member 1C1-like. Gene Ontology annotation, cellular component: basolateral plasma membrane. Gene Ontology annotation, biological process: transmembrane transport; sodium-independent organic anion transport. Gene Ontology annotation, molecular function: protein binding. The transcript has 15 exons. NCBI's taxonomy places the organism in Eukaryota, Metazoa, Chordata, Actinopteri, Clupeiformes, Clupeidae. The record is from RefSeq and is a predicted model, not a curated record. The coding region runs from base 531 to 2630 and encodes 699 amino acids.
CUUGACUGACGGCUAUCAUGUGUUAUCAGAUAUGGCACUGUUGGUUUUUAUUUUGCAAGUACGCAACUUCUUUGCUGGAUUACUUACCUGGCAAAACUGCAUUUACCUCUAAAGCACUGUCACGUGUUAGAGCAAGUGCCACAAACUAACCAAGACCUCUAACUGCCUCUUGCGGUUGCUGCUGCUGCUGUGCAACCACACAAAUUGACGUCAACGAACGCACUAACCAGUUGAAACCUUGGUGAAUUGAUCACUGAAGAUACGUGUAAGAAUUGUACAGGACUACCGUGACAGCCUACUUUCAAGACGCUGAAUACAUACCCUCAUCUUUAAUGCAAAGUUUGAAUGAAACACACCAGACAUCCACAGCAUGCGCUGUAGCUCACUGAUCGGUACCAUUUACAGAUGAAUCAGAGCUCGGAGCUUUGAAGGAGCUGACUGAAGCGCUCAUCUGAACUAGGUUUGAAUCCAUGCCAAGGCAUUUCACCAGGGAAAUAGUGUCCUAGGAAAGCAGCAUCUCUCUGUGCGGGAUGGAAGCAGCCAAGGGGAGGUGGGUGCCCGAGAGCGGUUCCUCGUCCUCCAAGGCCCAGCCGACCUGCUGUCCAAACCUGAAGAUAUUCCUUGCGGCCUUGUCCUUCGCCUACUUUGCAAAGGCGUUAUCCGGAAGCUACAUGAAGAGCACAAUUACUCAGCUGGAAAGAAGAUUUGACAUCCCCAGUUAUUUAAUCGGCAUCAUUGAUGGCAGCUUUGAAAUAGGUAAUUUGCUAGUGAUCGCCUUUGUGAGUUACUUUGGGGCCAAGCUUCACCGCCCAAAGAUCAUCUCGACUGGCUGUAUCCUGAUGUCACUAGGAACAUUCCUAAUUGCUAUGCCUCAUUUCAUCAUUGGCCGCUACCAGUUUGAGACGUCUGUAAGACCAGCCAUGAACACAUCCAGUUACUGUCCAUCAAGCACACCUGAGCCCCUAAAUACAGGCAGCAGCCCCUCCGUGUUGCCAUCUGUUGGCUGUGAGAAAGAGUCCAGCCUCUCCAUGUGGGUCUACGUCCUCCUGGGAAAUGUGCUGCGGGGCAUCGGCGAGACACCAGUGCAGCCGUUGGGCAUCUCUUACAUCGAUGAUUAUGCCCAUGCUGAUAAUGCAGCUCUCUAUAUAGGCUGUGUGCAGACUAUAGCCAUCAUCGGUCCGGUGUUUGGAUACCUGCUCGGAUCUCUCUGUGCCAAAAUAUACGUGGAUGUCGGAUUUGUUGACAUGGAGACCAUCACAAUCACACCCAGUGAUGCACGGUGGGUGGGCGCCUGGUGGCUGGGCUACCUGAUCGCAGGGGUCAUCACCCUGGCCUCCGCUGUGCCCUUCUGGUUCCUGCCCAGGGCUCUGCCAUCCCCGGAGGACCGGCGAGGCGACGAGAGCCCCCUGGAGCAGGCGAGCUUCCUGAAAGAUGCCCCCACCAUCAAGCACAAGUACAUGCCAGAGGAGCUGGCCAACUUCCAUGACAUGGCCAAAGAAUUCCUCCCCACCGUGAAGAGCCUGCUUGGUAAUCCUCUGUAUUUCACAUAUCUCUGUGUGGCCAUCAUUCAGUUCAACUCACUCAUCGGCAUGGUCACGUACAAGCCCAAAUACAUCGAGCAGCAUUACGGCCAGUCCGCCUCCAAGGCCAACUUCCUAAUGGGCAUCAUCAACAUCCCCGCCGUGGCCCUGGGAAUGUUCCUGGGAGGCGUGAUCAUGAAGAAAUUCAAGUUUGGCAUCAUGGCUGCCGCCAAGUUCGCCUUCGGGACCUCACUGCUGGGCUACUUCCUCUCCCUGUUCUUCUUUGCCAUGGGCUGUGAGAAUGCCAAAGUGAUGGGCAUUACGGUGUCAUACUCUGGCGAGGAUAUGUUGUCUUACAACGAGAGUUCUUUGUUCGCCAACUGCAACUUGGCUUGCAUGUGCUCCGGAAAGGACUGGGAUCCAGUGUGUGGGGACGACGGCAUCACUUACGUCAGCCCCUGCCUGGCAGGCUGCACCGCCUCCAAUGGAUCUGGGAAGGAAACGGUCAGUGUUUGGAACUGCAAAUGCAUAGGCGCUGCUGAACCAGGCCCCCAGACCGGCAACCUGACAGCCAUUUUGGGCCAAUGCCCCCACCGGAGCAGCUGCGACGGCAUCUUCCCCUACUUCCUGGCCCUGUCUGUCAUCACUUCCUUCAUCAUCUCCCUGGGGGGGACCCCUGGUUAUAUGCUACUCAUCAGGUGCAUUAAGCCACAGCUGAAGUCUCUUGCAUUGGGGCUCUACACGCUCGCCACUCGAACCCUCGCUGGGAUACCUGCCCCCAUCUAUUUCGGUGCAUUCAUUGACACCACCUGCCUGAAGUGGGGACAGAAGAGGUGUGGCGGCCCUGGAGCGUGCCGAAUAUACAACACGACAGCCUACAGGAUAGUGUAUCUUGGCCUGACACUGGGCCUGCGGACCAUCUCCUUCUUCCCGUGCAUCCUGGGCUUUCUGUUGCUGAGGAGGCACAUGCAGCGGGAGCAGCGGCAGCAAGCGCUGAGCAACGGUGGGACGGAGACCGAGUGCCUCAGGAAAGAGGAGAACCACUCGCUGCAGUGCGAGCAGCUCCUGCGGACUCUGGAGUGCAACCCCAACAGGGAGACACGGCUGUGAUGGUCAGCACCAUCAACGCUCCUCUGUGUAAAUCUCUCUUGAAUAUUUUGUUUGUUUGUUUGUUUUUUUUGUUUUUUUCUGAACUUAUGAAAGAAAGCCACCCAGUGGCCAUUCUGUACACACAUGCAGAGCAACAUUUUUAUAUAUUUGUACUGGACUCAUGUAGAUUUAUGUAAAAUAACAACAGAUGUGUUUAAAAAAAUAAUGAUUGAAACUCUUUAAUGUAUAUGCUGUGGUUUUCAAUGGAUUUUCUGCCUAUUUUUAGAAACAAUCAAAUUGUUAUUUGUUUGUUUUUGUUUUUUUUAUUGAGUAUUUUGUAAAUGUGUUUGAUGUAGAUGCUGAUGUUUUUUAUAUUUGGAAGACCAUGUACAGGGUAUAGUUUUAACUUACUAAAGAUGUGACAAAUAUUUUUCCUGUCAAAGAUCAAUUCAUGCAAUAGUCUGCUAAAUAUCUCCUUAUUCUAUAGGUUGUACUUUGUGACCCCUUUUCCAGCGUCCCUGCAAAGCCUUAAACAGGGUUUAAACACCCACAAGGAUAAGGGUUAUGAUGCACUGGAUGAGUCAUAGCUGUUCCCUAAUCUAAAAACACAAACUGUGUCAUGUGGAGGUUGAACCACAAGGUGAAAUAUUUACAGUGAAUACUUUCUCAUCCAGCCACAGCACCUUGUGUUUAGCCCCAGAAUGUUAACAAGCUGCGUGAGAGGUUCAUAACUUCUUAUGUCAGCUGAGCUUUACGCCGAGAGAGCAAGGGAGGGUCUUGGUCUGUUUAUAUUUAUUUAUAUUUCUGUCAUAUGGACGGAAUGCGGAGCAUUCUCCUAUGUUGUGAUUCCUGUUGGGUGUUCCCAUUUAGCCCUUUAGCAAACACUAGGAAAGUCUGGAUUUUCAGUCCACCUAUUUAUAACAUAUAUCAAAACAACCUUUGAAGUAUUGCUACAUGUUUCUGGUUGUGUGUGUGUGUGUGUGUGUGUGUGUGUGUGUGUGUGUGUGUGUGUGUGUGUGUGUGUGUGUGUGU